AAUCUUUCACAGAACCCAUCUCUUCAGCACCAUCCACGGCAAUGGCAGCAUCAGCUACGACAACAAAGCCGAUUUUCUCCGCUCUUUCUCCGCUCUCUUUAUCUCUCCGUACAACUCCACGCCUCUCUGUUCUGUCGUUAAAACCCACAAAACUCCCCAAACUCACUCUCACAACUCGAGCCUCCAGCAAAUCGGACGACAUUGACACCUUUUUCUUCGACAACUAUAAUCCUGAUGAAGACGACGAUUUCGACCCACCUACUCCACCUGAGGACUACACUCCUCCUCCCUACUUUGAUGAAUACCCCGAAGAAACCGAGGAGGAGAUCGCCGCCGCCUACGAGGCCCUGUACGGACCCGCCUAUUCGGGAGUCUCUGUUCUUGGAAAUGACGUUUAUGUGAUGGACAAAAAUUUGAAAAAAACAACAAAGUGGGGAAAAAUUAAGAAGGAGAAAAUUAAGGACGGUUUCGAAGAGAGAGUGGUUCAAGUGAGGAGAGUUACGAAAGUGGUGAAAGGAGGGAAACGGUUGCGUUUUAGAGCAAUUGUUGUGGUUGGUGAUAAGAAAGGACAAGUGGGUGUUGGUGUGGGUAAAGCUAAAGAGGUUAUAGAUGCUGUUCAAAAAUCAGCUGUAGAUGCUAGGAAGAAUAUAAUUACUGUACCCAUGACUAAAUACUUGACCUUCCCACAUAGAUCUGAUGGCGAUUAUGGGGCAGCCAAGGUGAUGCUUAGACCUGCUUCACCUGGUACCGGAGUGAUUGCUGGAGGUGCUGUGAGAAUCGUCCUUGAAAUGGCAGGUGUUGAGAAUGCUUUGGGAAAGCAAAUCGGAAGUAACAAUGCCCUCAAUAAUGCUAGAGCAACAAUUGUUGCAGUGCAGAAAAUGAGGCAGCUCCGGGAUGUUGCUUGUGAACGUGGGAUACCAAUGGAAGAACUGUGGAAGUGAUUUAGAAGUUGCUUAGUUGAUCACUUUAUUCUCCCUUUUGUACUGUAGAUUCUGUGCAAUUUUUGCAAUGCAAACAGCCAAAAACAAAAUUCAGACAUGUAUUUUUGGAGCAAAUCGGCAACUCAGAUUGUAUAAUUUAAUUCAAUUUGUUUCCUUUUAAUGCAGCAUUAAGCUUCUAUGA
Molecule: messenger RNA, 1122 nt
Organism: Mangifera indica (mango)
Lineage: Eukaryota; Viridiplantae; Streptophyta; Magnoliopsida; Sapindales; Anacardiaceae
Product: 30S ribosomal protein S5, chloroplastic
Exons: 2
Coding region: 42-941 (299 amino acids)
Biological process (GO): translation
Cellular component (GO): ribosome; mitochondrial small ribosomal subunit
Molecular function (GO): structural constituent of ribosome; RNA binding
Source: RefSeq, a predicted model, not a curated record